UUGAACUUUAUAGGUAUCCCGUAGAUUCCGCUUGUCGGCUUGUCAAGGAGCGCGCGCGAUUUUCGAGUUCUUCCGCAACUCUUCGGACUCGAUGCCAGAACGUGGCAGGAAGAAGUCGUUGUUCCCUUUGCCAAGGAUUCACGAUUAAGGUAAACUACUUGCUAUCAUAUUUAAAAAGCACACUCUUUCGUUGAAAUUUCAAUACAAAAAAAUCUUUCACUUAUACAAAUGUACGACAUUUAUUUUAUUACAAAUUACUUCCUAACGAUAUCUCGUUCAUUGGAACGCAAAUAAAAUUGCAACGCAAAUAAAAGUUAACAGAUUAGAGAUACGAAAUUUAUAUUUUUUCAAUUAAUUAAAAUAUGAAAAUGAAAAUUAUGAUUACGACUUUUUAGUAUUGCAAUUUCGAUAAAUCAAGUAUCAUACUUCUUUUUCAUCUAUUUGUCAUAUCGCGAUUGAAUACUUCGUUCAAAGACGCGUCGAGUCGUGACGAAAAUGGUGAAGCUGUAACCAAAAAUGAAUAUUUCGUUUUCAAAAAUACGAGAUGACUGAUGAAAAAGAAAAAAAAUCACAAAAUUAUCGCUGAAAAUGAUUAAGAAUUAAAACUGUUAUGUAAUUAAUCAAUUCUUAAUUAUCUAAACAUUAAAUUCAUACUGUUUUCUGCUGACAGAAUUUUAUCUCAAUGUUAUUUAUUUAUAACUUUUUAUACAUUAUAUAAGUUCUUUAUAAAAAACAUUGUUUUUGAAAUAAGUGAACUUAUAUAACUUUGCAAGUCCUCUUUACCUUUAAUCCAUAUCCUUCAGACGUCAGAAUUCUUUCUGAAGUUAAGAAAAUCUUUUUGCAAAUCUUUUUGUCUAUUUUAGAAGAGAUUACUAUAAAGAUAAGAGGGAAAUUUUAUCCUCGAGUUGAGAAUACAAUUUCUUCUAUGUUUAUAUACGUAUUUAUAAUAUAUUAUUGUACAGAACAACACACACAAACGAGUUCGCGCACGCGCGCAGACGCACGCACACACGCAGGCACGCAUCGAGUGAUUAUUAUCGAGUGAUUACAGAAAAAUGAAGUAAUAAUUUAUCUAACAAUGUCUGCAAUUCUAAAUUAGUCCGGUUUUCGAUGCCAUUUCUUCUUCGUCAGGCCUCGUAUGUCGCAAGGGGUCGCGUUUUCGUUUCAAUAUCAUUGAAGAAGCUGAUAACACUUAGAGCCGUUAAAGGGACACUUGAAAGUGUUGGGGAAAAAAAAAAAAAGUACGUAGGCGUCCCCGUGGAGGCGUUUUCGUCACGACCCGAUACGCCGUGAGGAGAAAGGAAAAGACAUGACACUUCGAUCAGACGCCUCUCGCAUCCCGCCGAUCGUGAAGCUAAAGUGUCAGGCCGGAUCUCGUUGAAGUCGAUCGACCGCCGUCGAGCGCGAUCGCGAUCGCGGAUCGGCCGGUCUCUCUCUCUUGCCUUGGAGAAAAAGAGUUACCGUCUCGUGAAAACGACGUUCGCCCCGCAACGUCGCCGUGGUGCGAAUAAAUCGUCGCUUCUUCGCAAGUCAGUUCUCAUUCAAGGUGUCCGUGAACAAUGCCGGAUGACGCUAAGGCACUUGUUGCCUUAUUGACGAUCACAACGUGAGCGGUCAGUCGUGAUCCGCGGAUCAUCGGGGAGAUAAUGAUUACAGAACAGACCUGGAGCAUGAUGCUGGACAGCGAUGUCACGGGCAUCAACGAGUCGAGCAUUUCGCCGAGGAAACAGUUAUGGAUCAAGGCGGUGAAGAAACUGACAUCCGAGAGGCUGGGCCGGGAGGGACUGGCGGCGUGGGAGGACCAACGGAAGUCUAACGGGGGACCGGAUCCGGAAAUCGCUGCCGGAACGAAGGACGUCGACGAGGAGACCGAUGAGAAUGCCGAGGGCGCGAAAACGGAACCGGAAGCUAUCUCCGCGGCGGAGCAGACCGCAGCCGAUGAGGAGGCACAGGCACAACGCGAUAUCUUUAAGAAGGGAACGUUGUACAAGGGAAUAUUCCUGCCCUCGUUGACCAACAGUUUUCACAAUAAGCAACUGGAGACGUCCUACCUUCUCUACUCGAAUCGGCAGAGACAGAAGUCUCUGAUUAUGUUGAACAUCGUGGACCUCAGCCUGAAGAUCACGUUAACGGCGAUCUGGCUCUGGCAACGGGACCCGAAUAACGGAGGGCUCAUCGAGGGCUUGUCAUGGGCCGCGUGUUGCAUGGCGGCGAAUCUGCUGAUCUGCGUGCUCGGCUGGUGGCGUUGCUUUUCUAACAAUUACCUGUACUGGGCCUCGAUAUUCACUUGGUUAUUAAUAAACUCUCAAGGUUUUAUAGGUGCUGGUUUGAAUUUCAUCACGCAGCAGCGGCUCAUGUGGUACAUACUCUUCGUCGUGUACGCGCCCUACGCGAUGCUGCCGCUGCCGCUGCGAUGGUGCGUCCUCGCCGGCUACGGAACGGCGCUAACGCACAUGGUGCUGGCCGGCAUAAGUCUGUUGCAGGACUCCACAUAUCUGCGAGACGCCUUGUGCAUCGUCCGCAUGCUGACGACGAACGUGCUGCUGUACUUGGCCGUGAACCUGGCCGGCAUGUACACCAAGUACCUGACGGACCGGGGACAACGGCAGGCCUUCCUGGAGACCCAUCGUUCCACAGAGACGCGGCAGCGCACGCAGAACGAGAACAAUCGGCAGGAAAAGCUGUUGCUCUCAGUGCUGCCCGACUUUGUCGCUAAGGAAAUGAUCCGCGACAUUGCCCGCGAGACGGAACGUGGUGGGACGAUAUCGUUCACGCCGAAUCAGUUCCACCGGAUAUACAUACACCGUUAUGAGAACGUCAGCAUCCUGUUCGCCGACAUCAAGGGAUUCACGGCUUUGGCGAGUCAGUGCAGCGCCCAGGAGCUGGUGAAGGUUCUGAACGAUCUCUUCGCCCGUUUUGACAGGCUCUCGGCGGAGAAUCAUUGUCUGCGCAUAAAGCUACUCGGCGACUGUUACUACUGCAUCUCCGGCCUGCCGAUCGCCAGGAGCGAUCACGCUCACUGCUGCGUCGAGAUGGGCCUGCAUAUGAUAAAGGCCAUACGAGACGUUAGGUUCACCACGAAGGUGGAUUUGAACAUGAGGAUAGGAAUUCACAGUGGAUCCGUACUGUGUGGAGUCUUGGGCUUGCGAAAGUGGCAAUUCGACGUGUGGUCGUACGACGUGACGCUCGCGAAUCAUCUCGAGAGCGGAGGAAUACCGGGGAGGGUACACAUUUCCGCUGACACGCUCAAGUGCCUGAACGAUGUAUACGAGGUGGAGCCCGGCUACGGUUGCGAACGAGAUAAUUAUCUGAAGGACCGUAAUGUCGUGACGUAUCUCAUCAAGCAGCUAGAGCCGCUCAAGUCCAGACGAAGACAGUCGUCGAAGCCGAAGGUCUGGACGGAGGAAGAGCUGGCCGCAAACAAGAACAAGAAGAGCUUCAAAGUGAACAAUCCCCAUGCCGUGAAUAGCAACGCGCCCCCGGGCUCCGUGGACGAUGAUAUCGGGGUUGACUGGACGCCUGAAAUUCCAUUUGAAAAUCUGAAUACAGCUACGUCGGUGAGUAACUUGGAGUCCGAGCUAGAGGAUGAGAACGGCCAACCAGCCAAACCGAGCAGCAAAGCGACCUUGACGACAUCCGAUGAAAAAAAGAAAAACGCUAUCGAGACCGCCAGCAACAAACGUAUGAGAUCGGCGAACAUAAAUACAUGGACUUUACGUUAUAACGAUGAGAGCCUGGAAUCCAAGUUCGACCAGUUGCGAGAAGACAUGUUCAAAUCCAAUAUGAUGUGCUGCUUUGUCAUAUGGCUUUUUAUUGCCGUCUGUCAAGCCAUAAUCUCGUAUGAUUGCAUGAUUCUUCUAAUCUCGUUGCUGGUGACAACGGUGAUCCUGGUGGCGUCCUCGAUCCUAGUGAUGGCGGAGGAGUUCAAGAGCAUGCCGACGUAUAUGCAGCACACGUCGUCCAUGCUGGUGCACAACAAGAAGCACCGCACCAUCUUCAUCUGCGGUGUUAUCAGUCUGAUGAUGUUGACGUCCAUCAUCGGCGUGCUGACGUGCCCCAUUGCGGUACGUCGGUACAAAGAAGCAAUGGUGCUCGAGCAACAACAGGAACCGACGACAUUCGAGCCAGCGCCGCUUCCAGUACAAGAGAAGUUGACGGCGACCACGUCGAAGUCGAACCUGGAUCACUUUGUCCUUACGUUCCUAGAGGCUGCUCUGAGUGACGAGUCCACCGAGGGAGGGAAGACCGUUCCCUCGACGGAGAACAAUACUCUGGAGACGGGCUCCAGCAAUAUCGAGCUGAAGCUGACACGGGUGGUGAACGACAGGGCACCCGGAAGGAGCAGGCGGGAGUUCUUCAGAUUCUACAGGUACGAGCAGCAUUACGGAAAGCCGGAAAUCGGAAGUCGGCAUUAUAGGCGAGUCGCGCAUCAACGCGACGCCGAGGGGGAUUCUAAAAAAAAUAGUCUCCUCUCCGUCGCCGACGGGAAGACUCAAAUCCGCUCGAAACGCUACGCUCUGAGAAAUUUAGGUUUCAAUAACUUUGAGGUGGUUGGCUGCAUUCGGCCGGAGUAUAUAGUGUUUACAUGGAUCCUGUGCCUGAUCGCGCUCGCUUCAGCCCUGAAACUGUACUACUUGGUAAAGACUGCGUUAGCCGCAGCAAUCGUUCUGGUGUAUGCGGUGUUAAUACUCGUCGUGUGCAAAGAUAUGUUCACCGAAAAAGAAAAAAAUGCAUCGGCAAUAUCUCUACCGGCCCAGAUGCUGACCUUUUUGACAGUCUUCCUCGUGAUGGUGACAUACCAUGGCAGAUUGGUGGAGGUGACGUCGCGUCUGAACUUUCUGUGGAAGCAGCAGGCCGAGAGAGAGUUAAGCGACAUGAUCGAGUCGCGGCAUAAUAAUAUGCAACUCCUGAAGAACAUCCUGCCGGACCACGUGGCGCAUCACUUUCUCACGGCGGAGCGCGCGCCGGAAGAACUCUACUCGCAAUCGCGGGACAAGGUCGGCGUGAUGUUCGCCAGCGUGCCAAACUUCACGGAAUUCUAUUCCGAGGACGUGAACAAGGGAAUGGAAUGCAUUCGCUUGCUUAACGAGAUUAUCGCCGAUUUCGAUGAGUUGUUGGACGAGACGCCAUUUCAUUGCAUCGAGAAGAUAAAGACGGUCGGCGCCACUUAUAUGGCCGCGUCGGGUCUAAAUCCCAGCCAAACUGAUAAAAGCGACGAUAUGGAGCACUUGUGCAGGCUGGUAGACUACGCAGUGGCCAUGCGCCAUCGUCUCGAGGACGUGAAUGUUCACUCGUUUAAUAACUUCGAUUUGCGAGUGGGUAUAAGCUGUGGGCCUCUCGUAGGCGGCGUAAUCGGGGCUCGAAAACCAGUCUUCGACAUAUGGGGCAACACCGUGAACGAGGCUUCCAGGAUGGAUUCCACCGGAGUGAUGGGCAAGAUACAAGUGCCGCACGACAUCGCUAGGUUUCUGGAAUCGAGAGGUUAUCAGACGCAGAAACGCGGGUUAAUCGAGGUGAAGGGGAAGGGCACAAUGGAAACGUACUUUGUGUUGGGUAAAGCCACCCUGCAACAGGAAGGCACCCCUAGGCACAGGAGCACCUGUCGCAGUCUUGCCGCGGUGGUUUAUGGUGUGGUCCAGGCACGUCGUAAACAAAUGAGAAAGCAGGCGAUGCGAAGAACGUAGAUUGAGAUUCUCUGAAAGUAGUAUUCUGUUUAACUUGGUCAAGAUUGGUGUGAACACUGCCAGAUUGGUGUAAAGGUCUAAUGGUUGGGAACAAAAAAUUGUGCAGACUUAUAUUUUUGAUCGUCAAGAGUCUUUGAUGCACAUAUAUGUCAUUUAGAAAGAAUUGUUCUAAUUGUCUUUUUAAAUAAAGGAGAAUAUAUAGUAUACUGAUAGUAAAAUAACAGAUAUUAAUAGAAAAAGCGAUAAAUUUUGACACCAAUCUGACAGACAAGCGCGACAAAUAAUUGAGCAGAUAUUCAGGUCUUGAAAAGGAGUUUUGUCCAAUUUCAUUUCCGUGUCAUCUUGCCACAAAAUAUUGAAUGUACAUAUAUAGCACUAAUAAAUAAUCUUAUAUAAAUACGAGUUACAUUUUUUAAAUUUAAA
This is a messenger RNA of Monomorium pharaonis (pharaoh ant), 6107 nucleotides long. RefSeq names its product adenylyl cyclase 78C (gene Adcy8). Gene Ontology annotation, cellular component: plasma membrane. Bases 1647 to 5684 code for a protein of 1345 amino acids. Gene Ontology annotation, biological process: adenylate cyclase-activating G protein-coupled receptor signaling pathway; cAMP biosynthetic process; intracellular signal transduction. Gene Ontology annotation, molecular function: adenylate cyclase activity. Lineage: Eukaryota; Metazoa; Arthropoda; Insecta; Hymenoptera; Formicidae. The record is from RefSeq and is a predicted model, not a curated record. The transcript is spliced from 19 exons.